UCAUGGUAAGAUAAUGAGUUCUAUUUUUCUAGGCUAGAGGACCUAAGAAACACAUGAAAAGAAUUACAGCACCAAAAAGUUGGAUGCUUUCAAAAUUAGGAGGAAAUUGGACAACAAGACCCUCAUAAGGACCUCAUAAAUUGAGAGAAUCAAUUCCAUUGUCUAUUAUAUUGCAACAUAAAUUGAAAUAUGCUCUUUAUGCUAGAGAUGUCUAAAUGAUUCUUGCUGAUAAGGAUGGCAAUAUUAAAGUUGAUGGAAAAGUAAGAUCUGACUUUGGAUAUCCAGUUGGAUUAAUGGGUAUUAAUUAAUAUAUAAUUUGUAAUCAGAUGUCAUUACAAUUGACAAGACAAGAGAGAGUUUUAGAGUAUUGUAUGAUGUUUCAGGAAAAUUCAUUUUAAAAUCCAUUAAACCAGAUGAAGCUAAAUUUAAGCUUGUUAAAGUAACUUAAAAGAAGGUUGGACCAAAUAAUGUUCCAUACAUUGUUACAAAUGAUGCCAGAACAAUUAGAUAUCCAAAUCCAGAAAUUCAUGUUAAUGACACUCUUAAAAUAGAUUUGGAAACAGGAAAGGUUGUUGAUUUUAUCAAAGAAGAACCAGGUAUUUGAAUGCAAUUAAUUAUAUUAGGAAAUGUGUGCUAUAUUAUUGGAGGAAACAAUAUUGGAAGAGUUGGACUUAUUCAACAUAGAGAAAGACAUCUUGGAUCAUUUGAUAUUGUUCAUGUCAAAGUAUUGAUAUAAAUGUAAAUAUUUAUUAGGAUUCAAAUGGAAAACACUUUUCAACAAGAAUUAACAACAUCUUCACUAUUGGUAAAGGAAAGAAACCUUUAAUUUCACUUCCAGAUGAUAAUGGUUUGUAUUUGACUGCUCUUGAAAAGAAAUAAGCCAAAGAACAUCAUGAAGAAUAAUAAAAAUAAUGAUA
Molecule: messenger RNA, 917 nt
Organism: Paramecium pentaurelia
Lineage: Eukaryota; Ciliophora; Oligohymenophorea; Peniculida; Parameciidae
Source: the annotation of a GenBank genome assembly